ACUCAACUCACCAACGAACAAUCAUGGCGACAUCAUUCGUGCCAUCGAUUCUACGCCCUGACUACACGUGGCCUUGUCGGACUCCUUUCACUGUCUCCCCAAUCACACCUCCAGUACCUCGUGUGUCUUGGAAACCCAUCAGAGUAGCAUGGGGCCUCGUGCAUAGAGCGUUACGUUACUUCUCCCAGUGGUACUGCCACUGGUUCGGGAUCCGUUUCGACUACAACAUCAUCCCACUACCUUUCGGUCUUUUGAUAAAAUGGACAGAUCGCAGCAGCGUCGAGGAGGCCAUUGCCACACAAAUGGCAAGAGCCGCUGGAAUGCCCGUGCCUAAAGUUCUAAACUACGGAGAACAGCUUUACCCCGAAUUCAACCGAAAAGUUUCCAUUCUGAUGACUCGACUCCCGGGGAUCGACUUGAAUAACUGGGAAGAUAAGGAAUAUGAUCCUGAGAGCGAGGAGCCGUGGCUACAGGAGUUGAAGGCAUGCGUGCAGACCAUGCGCUUGUGGAAACCCCCUUCCUCACGCCAAAACUGGCCACGCGUUCCUCAUCAUAUCAUGGGACCAUUCACAGAUCAGACGCAGUUGCACGACUUCCUGUUGUCCACAGCCUCAAAUCAUACUUUCAAAUCACAGGCUGAGUUUGAGAAAGUCCUGACCACGGCGAAGAAAUUGGAUCAACGAAAGUAUAGAAUGGUUUUCAGUCAAGGUGACUUGAAAGCCCAUAAUAUUCUUGUUGGUGAUGAUGGUCAUCUGACUGGGUUUCUCGACUGGGAGUCUGCGGGCUGGUAUCCGGAAUACUGGGAGUUUACUACGGCUAUGCGGUUUGGGAGGAAUAGCUGGUGGUUCAGGGCAGUUUCUUGGAUUGGAGGUUCCGAAUAUCUUGAGGAACUGGACUACGAUCGUGCUGUAAACAACCUGACGGUGGAUUCUUAUGCCUUUUUCUAGAACAACAGGGUGCUUAAUUUCCAAGGCGCCUGUUCGUCAGCUUGCCUUUCGGUGCAUUAUUGAUUUGCAUCCUCGAAGAUUUUUCCUGGACACUAGUGUGCCUGACCGUGCC
This is a messenger RNA of Aspergillus japonicus CBS 114.51, 1059 nucleotides long. RefSeq names its product aminoglycoside phosphotransferase family protein. The record is from RefSeq and is a predicted model, not a curated record. Bases 24 to 947 code for a protein of 307 amino acids. Lineage: Eukaryota; Fungi; Ascomycota; Eurotiomycetes; Eurotiales; Aspergillaceae. The transcript has 2 exons.